This is a messenger RNA of Sander lucioperca (pikeperch), 5187 nucleotides long. RefSeq names its product formin-like protein 1. Gene Ontology annotation, biological process: cell migration; cortical actin cytoskeleton organization; regulation of cell shape. Gene Ontology annotation, molecular function: actin filament binding; small GTPase binding. The transcript is spliced from 28 exons. Bases 713 to 3970 code for a protein of 1085 amino acids. Gene Ontology annotation, cellular component: cytosol. Lineage: Eukaryota; Metazoa; Chordata; Actinopteri; Perciformes; Percidae. The record is from RefSeq and is a predicted model, not a curated record.
CUCUCUCUCUGUCCCUGUUUCGGAUAGACAGAGUGGCUGCCUGUUGGAUCUCUGCCCUUCCCUGUUUUCCUCUUUUUUUCCUCCGGACAUGGAGAUCAAAGGCCCAGAGACUCCCAGCAUCCAACAGCAGAUGGAGGGCUGCCACAGACUACCAGCAAGCCAAACUAAGUCUCAUUCCCCGAAAGCACUGCAGCUGCCGGAGUAGUUUCCUCCUGAGUUUUCUGCCCACCUGUGAUGAGGGGAAACACAGAAGUGAUACCUUUUUCCUGGUUGAUUUUAAUGUUUUCUUCUGAUCGCAGCCUCGUCCUGUGCACAGAGCUCCAGGCUCUGAACUCUGAGUCUCCACCCCCUUUUUCUCUUUCACUCGUUCAGCUGUCACUCUGUCUGUCACCCUCAGGAUAUCCCCUUCCCUCUUUCUAGGGUUUCAUAAUGCAUCAGGAUCUCAUUCAAAGGCACGGGUGGAUUUCAUCCCCCUACUUUCUACUUUAGUAUUGAGUGCUACUUCAGCAUGAAUCAACAGACUGGGGUCAUGGAAAUAAGCGAAAGGUCACAGGCCAGUGCCUCACAGAGCCUCGAACUAAACUUUGAAUAACUAGAUACAGAAAUAUUGUUUGAUUUUUGUCCUUUUUUGGCACUGUUUUUUAAGCUGAGGCAGUUUUUUUUCGAAAGCAGUUUUGUAUGUGUGUUUCUUGGAUCUAUCACAUUUACAAUCAUGGGAAAUGCAGCAGGCAGCAUGGAGGUAGCCCAGGGGAAGGAGGGCAAGGCGGUGUCGGCCCCCCCUGGUUCCACGGGCUCCCAGAAACGAACCGCCAAACUCCCGAUGCCACCUGAGGAAGAACUGGAGCAACGCUUCGGUGCAGUGCUGAAUACGAUGAAUCUUCCUCCAGACAAGGUGAAGAUCCUCAGUCAGUAUGACAACGAGAAGAAGUGGGACCUGAUCUGUGACCAGGAGCGGUUUCAAGUGAAGAAUCCACCAUCUGCCUAUUUGGAGAAGCUGAGAAGUCAUCUGGAUCAUGGAGGAGUCAGUCGGAAGUUUAAGAGACGUGUCCAGGAGUCCACUCAGAUCCUGAGAGAGUUGGAGAUUUCCCUGAGGACCAAUCACAUAGGCUGGGCUCAGGAGUUCCUAAACGAGGAGAACCAAGGCUUAGAUGUUCUUGUGGAUUAUCUGUCCGUUGCCCACAGAGUUGUCACGUAUGACGUGGACACUUUGGAGAAUGGCACGCUGCCCACAGACAAAAACAAGACUGCGGACAAGUCAGUGGAAGAUCUGAACAGAAGUGCCAGCAACUCACCUAGUCACAGUGCCUCGAAGGCCAGCAAGGCCUUCACAGUCAGGAAAGGCCUGAGGAGUUCUCGUGUUGUGAGCCAGACAGAUGACGUUCAUCUCUGCAUCAUGUGUUUACGUGCCAUCAUGAACUAUCAGUCUGGGUUCAACCUGGUGAUGAAGCACCCCUGCUGUGUCAACGAGAUCACGCACAGUCUCAACAACAGAAACCCGAGGACCAAGGCGCUGGUGCUGGAGCUGCUGGCGGCCGUGUGUUUGGUGAGAGGAGGCCAUGACAUCAUCGUCUCCGCCUUCGACAACUUCAAAGAGGUGUGUGGAGAGAAAAGUCGGUUUGAGAAGCUCAUGGAGUAUUUCUACCACGAAGACAGCAACAUCGACUUCAUGGUGGCCUGUAUGCAGUUCAUCAACAUCGUGGUCCACUCAGUGGAAAACAUGAACUUCAGAGUCCACCUGCAGUAUGAGUUUACUCGUCACGGUCUGGAUGACUACCUCGAGAGGUUGAAGUUCACAGAGAGCGACAGGCUGCUGGUGCAGAUUCAGGCCUAUCUGGACAAUGUGUUUGAUGUGGGAGCUCUGCUGGAGGAUGCUGAGACCAAGAACACUCUGCUGGAGCACAUGGAGGAGCUGCAGGAGCACAACACACAGUUGAGCUCCAGGCUUCAGGAGAGUGAGCAGGAGGCGAUGGAGAAAGUGUCAGAAAUGGAGAAGAAGCUCAUUCAGAACACAAAGGAAGUGGCACUCCUAAAGGAGAGUCUACGUGAAUCCUGCUCGCAGGUGACUCUCCUGCAGCUGCGAGAGCGGGAGAGAGAGCUAGAGUGUGAGAGAGAGAGAGAGAGAGAGCGAGACAAGGAUCGGUCCACCCAGGCCCUGAGGGAGCUGGAGGUUAAAGUCCAGGCUCUGGUGGAGCAGGGGUUGGUCCGGAUGGAGCGCUCCGCUUCCGGACACCUGGACAUCCAGGUGGUCCCUCUCAUCCAGCACCAGAAAGCUAAAGACGAAGCAGAUUCAGGUAAAGACCACGAGGCCUCUCCCCCCUCCUCAGACCCUCAGCCUCCCCUCUCUCUGCAGUCGGCGACAGUGCAAGCUGCUCCUCCUCAUCCUCCUCCAGGCUCAACUGGAAGUCAUCCUCCUCCUCCUCCUCCUCCACCACCUCCACCUCUAGCUCUUCUUCUAGGCUUAACUGGAACUCCUCCUCCUCCACCUCCACCUCCACCAGCGGCUCCCCCCUUCCCACUGCUGGGUGGUACGACCCAGCCAUUAGGGGAUGUGACUCAUGGCAGCUCAGGUUGUAAAAAGAAGAAGCCUAUUCAAACCAAAUACCGCAUGCCCCUGUUGAACUGGCAGGCCCUUAAAUCCAACCAGGUGGCAGGAACCAUCUUCAACGAGCUGGACGAUGAGCACGUCUUAGAGGAGCUUAACAUGGCGACUUUUGAGGAGCAGUUCAAGACCAAGGCCCAGGCCGCCCCUGUCGAGCUGGGGACCCUCAAGAUGAAACUGGCCCACAAGACGCCCAGUAAAGUGUCUCUAAUGGAGCCCAACCGGGCCAAAAACCUGGCCAUCACCCUGCGCAAGGAAGGAAUGGCUGCAUCUGAUAUCUGCUGUGCAAUCGAGACGUACAACCAGAGAGCUCUGAGCCUGGACUUCCUCGAGCUCCUGGAGCGUUUCAUCCCCACGGAGUACGAAAUGAAGCUCAUCCACAACUACGAGUGUGAGGGCAGGCCACCUGACGAGCUCAGCGAGGAGGACCGCUUCAUGAUGCGCUUCAGCAAGAUCCCGCGGCUUUCCCAGCGCAUCAGCACUCUCACCUUCAUGGGCAAUUUCCCUGAGAGCGUUCAGCUAAUACAGCCGCAACUGAAUGCCAUCAUCGCCGCCUCAAUGUCCAUCAAAUCUUCCAGCAAGCUGAAGAAAAUCCUUGAGAUCAUAUUAGCGUUCGGAAACUACAUGAACAGCAGCAAGCGAGGGGCAGCGUACGGCUUCCGCCUGCAGAGUUUAGAUUUGCUGUUAGACACCAAAUCUACGGACCGAAAGCAGACGUUGCUGCACUUCAUCGUCAGCAUCAUCCAGGAGAAAUACCCGGAGGUCCAGUCCUUCUACACAGAGCUGCACUUCCUGGACAAGGCGGCGCUGGUUUCCCUGGACAGCAUCCUGCAGGACGUGCGAGCUCUGGAGCGCGGCAUGGAGGUGAGCAGGAGGGAGCUCAGCGUGGAAAAAGACAAUCCUGUGCUGAAGACGUUUCUCAGCAGCAACACUAACCUGCUCAACUCGCUCACAGUGGACGGAAAAACUGCCCAGGAUGCGUACGACUCCGCUGUGGAGUACUUUGGAGAGAACUCUAAGACCACUCCGCCCUCUGUGUUCUUCCCUGUUUUUGUCAGGUUCAUCAAAGCAUACAAGCAAGCUGAGCAGGAGAACGAGCAGAGGAAGAAACAGGUGCUGAACUGUGAAGCUCCAUCAACUCCACCUAAAUCCAAAGUCAGUGGGAAUAAGGUUUGCGUGACGUCCAAACUGCCACAGAUGGAUCUGAUCGCGGAGCUGAAGAAGAAGCAGGCGUCUCCUCUGGUGAGGGAGGGGAAGGACGGAGCCAUCGAGGACAUCAUCACAGCUCUUAAGUCCGUGCCCUUCACGGCCCGCUCUGCCAAGCGCUCCUCUCGCCUCUACUGCGACUCCGUCUUCAGCGACGAGAUUUAAGGAAUCAGCCCUACAGGCGGACAGACGGAGGCCGACGCAGCGCCAAGUGGAAACCAGGACAACAGCUCCACGUGUCCUCAGACAUCUCCCUCUGAAAAACACUGCACACCACACUGAAAGCUUUCAACUGCAAGAGCACAACGUUUAACCCACUGUGGCAGCCAUCUUACUUCCUCAUGCAUGUUUAAGAAUGCAGAGGUGAAAAUGCAUGUUUUCAGAAAGUCAAACUGUUCCCUGACACACAAACUCUUUGUGUUACAGCGAGGCAUCUUUCUGUAUAAAGUCAAAACUUGGAUACACUUGGUCGGUGACUCGUCAUAGCUGAGGGCGUGGCCUGUGGCGGAGUCGCCGUGGGGGAAAACAAUCCUUUCCCUCUGACCGAAUAACAUAGCGUUAACCCAGUAUGGACUACUCAAAAGCACUUUUACCGCUUGACAGAGCAAGAUACAUUCAAAAAACUGAGCUGUAUUGGGUUGGAUUGUCCGUAAAUUUAAAUUCCGUGUAACUGUUACAGUUUGUAGCAGCGACGUCAGUGGUAUUAACACCGGCUCCGUCUGUCUAUUCGACAGUAUAUCAAACUUCAGAUCAGGAUUUUUUUCAAUUUAUUGAGAACGCCACACAGCAACUUUUCGGCAUUGUACCAAGCAAAAAAAACAACCGUAAAUAUGACAAAGAUUAAAGAUGAACCACUAACAAGGUCUACGCUCAUUAAUUAGAAUGGUUUGUUUUCCCCCUAAUCAUAAACGGAAGUGACGUUUUAGUGGGUGUUCCCAGUAAUGCCGACCAAGUCUAUGAUUGUUGAAACGUUCUGUGAUUUGAAUAAUCAAAUGUUUAAGAGGGUGAAUAUUCUCUAGGCUUGAUCCUAAUGACACUGAAUGUCCUCUGAGCUGAGCCGUAACAAGAGCGCUUCAUUAACGCUGCUCGGCUAAAAGUGAAUAUUCAAAGGCAUUAAAAACAAACUUUGAGGGACAGACCACUCAUAAAUCAUUUUAAUAGUUUUCUUAAAAAAUGCUCAAGACAUGACUUUUUAAUUGGUUUCGUUUUAAAUAGAAAGAUGGACAGCGGUAAUUGAUGUUCUGUCUCAUAGGAGGUAUCAAAGAUUUAGGCCGAAGAUUUGUAAUAUAUUUAAAUUAUUUUUAAUACUGAAGUGUAAGAAUGAGUCACUUCUACAGUACGUUGCUUCUGCAUUUCAACAAAUAAAGCAUUUUAUACUCUUA